Messenger RNA from Lepus europaeus (European hare), 4887 nucleotides. It is a transcript of the gene PIK3R3, whose product is annotated as phosphoinositide-3-kinase regulatory subunit 3. Gene Ontology annotation, molecular function: 1-phosphatidylinositol-3-kinase regulator activity. Gene Ontology annotation, biological process: insulin receptor signaling pathway; phosphatidylinositol phosphate biosynthetic process. The transcript has 11 exons. The record is from RefSeq and is a predicted model, not a curated record. Gene Ontology annotation, cellular component: phosphatidylinositol 3-kinase complex. Bases 73 to 1458 code for a protein of 461 amino acids. Lineage: Eukaryota; Metazoa; Chordata; Mammalia; Lagomorpha; Leporidae.
GGACCGAGCCUCAGCAGGAGCCCCGCCUGUCUCCGGGCAGCUUGAACCCCUGAGCGCUCGCCCAGCCUCGCGAUGUACAAUACGGUGUGGAGUAUGGACCGCGAUGACGCAGACUGGAGGGAGGUGAUGAUGCCCUAUUCGACAGAACUGAUAUUUUAUAUUGAAAUGGAUCCUCCAGCUCUUCCACCAAAGCCACCUAAGCCAAUGACUUCAGCAGUUACAAAUGGAAUGAAAGACAGUUCUGUUUCUCUCCAGGAUGCAGAAUGGUACUGGGGGGAUAUUUCAAGAGAGGAGGUAAAUGACAAAUUACGGGACAUGCCAGAUGGUACCUUCUUGGUCCGAGAUGCCUCAACAAAGAUGCAGGGGGAUUAUACUUUAACAUUGCGGAAGGGAGGCAAUAAUAAGUUAAUAAAGAUCUAUCAUCGGGAUGGUAAAUAUGGCUUUUCUGAUCCUCUGACAUUUAAUUCUGUUGUGGAGCUCAUUAACCACUAUCAUCAUGAAUCUCUUGCUCAGUACAAUCCCAAACUUGACGUGAAGCUAAUGUACCCAGUAUCCAGAUACCAACAGGAUCAAUUGGUAAAAGAAGACAACAUUGAUGCAGUAGGUAAAAAACUACAAGAGUACCACUCUCAGUAUCAGGAAAAGAGUAAGGAAUAUGAUAGAUUAUAUGAAGAAUAUACCAGAACAUCCCAGGAAAUACAGAUGAAGAGGACUGCAAUUGAAGCUUUUAAUGAAACAAUUAAAAUAUUUGAGGAGCAGUGUCACACACAAGAACAACAUAGCAAAGAAUAUAUUGAGCGAUUUCGCAGGGAGGGGAAUGAAAAGGAGAUUGAACGAAUUAUGAUGAAUUAUGACAAGUUGAAAUCACGUCUGGGUGAGAUUCACGAUAGCAAAAUGCGUCUUGAGCAGGAUUUGAAGAAACAAGCUUUGGACAACCGAGAAAUAGAUAAAAAAAUGAAUAGUAUCAAACCUGACCUGAUUCAGCUGCGCAAGAUCCGAGAUCAGCACCUUGUGUGGCUCAAUCACAAGGGAGUGAGGCAGAAGCGCCUGAAUGCCUGGCUGGGAAUCAAGAAUGAGGAUGCCGAUGAAACCUAUUUUAUCAAUGAGGAAGAUGAAAACCUGCCACAUUAUGAUGAGAAAACCUGGUUCGUUGAGGAUAUCAAUCGAGUACAAGCAGAGGACUUGCUUUAUGGGAAACCCGAUGGUGCAUUCUUAAUUCGUGAGAGUAGCAAGAAAGGAUGCUAUGCUUGCUCUGUGGUCGCUGACGGGGAGGUGAAGCACUGUGUGAUCUACAGCACCGCGCGGGGCUAUGGCUUCGCAGAGCCCUACAACCUGUACAGCUCACUGAAGGAGCUGGUGCUCCACUACCAGCACACGUCCCUGGUUCAGCACAACGACUCCCUCAACGUCAGGCUUGCCUACCCCGUCCACGCACAGAUGCCCUCGCUCUGCAGAUAAAGAGGGAGUGGGGAGAGAGGUGGCUCUCUAGCAUUUUUUUCUACAGUUUUUAUUCGACUCCAGUGAGGGCAUUCUUUCUACGUAGACUGCUUGUUUUGCACAAGAAGUGAUUCUGUGAAUGUGAAGUGGAGAGGUCGAACAGCAGCUGGCCAGUAUGGGGGCCUAAGAGGCCUGGGGUUCUGUGGGACUCGGCUGUGCUGCCGCAUGGACAUAAUCAACUGGAAGCAGAUGUGGUUUGUGGAAGGUCUGUUUCAUUGGGAUUUUUGUUUCUGGUUAGCCAGGCACUCUCAACAGAACAUGGUGGGCUGGAUGGGGGUAGAAUUUGGGGGUUGCAUUUGGAAGCCUCUGCAGAGUCCAUGGCCUCUUUUGAGCAUCACCUCUGAGGUGCCACAGGGGCGUGGGUCUGUUGGAAAUUCCGUUUUGCUCUGAUAGUCUUCUCCCUGUAGAAGGCUGUUUUGAUUUCGUAGUAGAAUGGGAUUUGGUGAAAAAGACAACCAAAGGAAAAUGGGAAGGCUUGGAUUUCAUGUAAAGACUAAGCCAAGGGAGGAAAAAUGUUCAACAGAAGGUACUUCUUUCUUACCAACAUAAUUUAGGCUUCAGCAUCUCACCAGCUCCUCCCUCUAAGAAGCAUUAUUUUCAGAAACCAACAAAACAGUAUUUGUGAUGGGAGAAGGUGGCACUAGUGGCUGAAGCACAUUUCUAUACCAAAACUUGGAAAGGACAGCUAGAAUCUAUGAGUUUUAGCAAACACUAAGAUUGAUCAGUGAACUCCUUCUGCCCUGCCAUUGUUUCUCAACAUUUUCUUUUUUCUUUUUUCAGUAGGGAUGGUGAGCUUUGAAUAUAAAAUGAAGUUGGUGCUUGUGUGGGGUUUCCUUAGCCUAAAGAAUGAUCUGUUUGAAACUUUUGUAACUUGAGUAAAGGAAAGGUGCAAUCCAGGGCUUUUAGAUGGCUUCAUACACCAAAUGACAGCCCGGAACAGCAGUCCUACACGGGCCGCCCCGGGUUCAGAGGCCCUGCAGGAACAGCGGAUAGCCUUUAAUUUUCCUCUGUCUGCCUCUCCUUUGCUGGGUAGGGUGUCGGGAACCACAGGAAGCUAAGAAGGGGAAUCGGACUGUGGUGAGGGACCUCCGUAAAUCAGGCCCUGGGGCCCUGGUGUCCAGGGUCAGGGUCAUACCACAUUACACACGUGCUUCCAUGCCGUGGUUUCUGGAGCUUCUGCAAGGAGAGAAGAUGGCCUGGAGUUCAGACUUAGUAGAAGCCAUCUGGAAGCCUUUCUCGUGAUCCUGCCACUGAGGCGAUGUGCAGUCUGCGUUUAUGCUCCAGUGGUUGUGACUUUAGCCAGGGAGCUUCUGCUCCAUGUGGUCUGAGCCUUCCAGCUGAGUGAAGCUCGGCGAAUGGGGGGCGGGGGAGGGGCGCAGGCUUCCACCCUGAUUCUAUUAUGCCCCACACUCAUUAGUCAAAACUCAUUUGACAAAUAGAGUCCAGCUGCCUGCCAGCCAAGCCUGGAAGCAUAAUGGGCUCAGAGUGAGUCAGCUGUUUGAGCCUAAAGCUGUGCAGUGAGGCGUCCCAGCUGAGUCAGAGAAGCAGCCAGUCCCUGGGUCUUGGUUCAUAAGGCUUACAGCUAGGAAAGCUCAAAUUUGGGGGCACUCGGGUGACAGGGUCUACAAGGGACCACAGACAGACAAAUUGUUGAAGAAACCUCCAGAGCUGCGGCAGUGAUGAGGGCCAGGAAAGGGCGCCUUGGCUUUCCCUGGUCCCUGUUGCUGUUUCAGGACUGGGUGAGGCAAAGACAAAUGAAGCCUCCUCUUGUGUCACAGAGAGCAGGCGCCUCCCUUCCCCAGACUGCCAAAUGAAAUCUUAAAGUUUUACUGUAAUGCCAAGCUAAUUGCUGCAGGACACACCUGGGUGGCUUUGCACCUGCUUAAGCAGUGGGAUGCUCAAGAUUGGGUGCAAGGAAUCCCUCCUAUCUGGUACUAAGAUUUUAGCAUGUUCUAAUGUCUCUUUCAGAAGAAACCAAAUGGGACUGAGGAUACAUACUUGCAAUGUAGAACAGUGUGGCUCCACCUUGCUGGGCAGACCCUGAGGGGGUGUGGGGAGACAGCGAGCCCCAUCUUGUUAUUGAACUGGGGAUGGCUUGUGGAGACAGGCUGUCCCCCACCCCACCCGCCCAGGCCCCUGGGCCAUACAAACAUCCCUUCACUUUCCUUUCUUAUUUUUUGUUAUUAAAAUCAUUGCUUUGUGGGAUCCAAGACCCAGGGAUCAUUUGAGAAGUUGGAAGUUAUCUUUUUCUGAACCUUGUCACAUGAUUUGCUUGUUCCUAAGCAAAUGGAAAUGGCAUAGGGACCAGCCUGCUAACCACUGGGCCUGGUAUGUGGGGGGGCAGUGCACUGCUCCUCUACCCACAGCUUGGGAACAGGUGGCAGCCUUCUUCGUGUGAGUGGAGGUCUGUGUUCUGUCCCACGAUCUGGACCCUGGGGCUCUCUCUCUCUCAGUAUUGUAACUGCAGUCUCACUGAGGCAGAGGAUAAAGAGACAGAUCAAGACUAGAGGGACUCAUUAUUCUCCUGGCUAAGAGAAGCCAGCCACCAACAUGAAACCAGCUUGGGGCUGGCUGGACACAGGCCCCAGGCCCAUUUUCUUCAUGUGGAGCUUUCAUUACCACACGGUGCCAUCUCUAGAUCCGGCAUCAGCUUGGCCAUGGCUCGGGGCUGGAGGGGUUGCCUAAGUCCUAUCUAGUGAUCUGGCCAAGGAGGAGGACUUCCUAACACCCCCACUCCACCCUCUGCAAGCCCCGAUGGGCUCUCCCACUUACUGUGGACCUCACGUGCUCUGAAGCAGCAUUGAGAGCCAGUUGGUUCUGCCACGAGUCUCUUCUUGCUGCAGGGAAUCAGCCCUGUUUGUUCUUGAGCCAAGAAUUGCACACAGGCAGUUCCUGAUUUCCAGGUCUCUGCUGCCGGCUAAGAACCCGGAGUAGGUCUCUGUGAGGGGUCAGAGGCCUCAGAAACCCGCGGUCCGGAUAGGGGCUUGCCUGGGCCCUCUGCUGCCAGCUGCUCAGCCUCGCGCCUCGCGUUAGCUCCAGCCACUUGUGACAGCCCACCUCGUUUCCUUACUAAUUCCAGUUCCAGCAUGUGACUUUGGUGCCCUGUUGUUACUUGUGAAAAAUCUUCUGUUGUCUUUGAUGUAGUCAAAAAAAUUUCAUGUAGUUUUCGUAAAUAUCUGGUUCACAAGGAAGCCACCUUGUAUGUCUUGUGUUGGGACAGUUCAUGAUGUAGUUCCUAGACCACUUUUGCAAAUUGUUCUUGUCACCAGGUGUGUUCAGACAUUGCUGUGCAGUUGUGGGGGAGGGAGGGGGAAGGUGAGGGGUGGUACUUUCUGGUCGUUUUGUUUUUUACCUUCCCCAAGAGGGGGACAGUCUGGCCAACUUGCUCCA